UGUGGGAGGGCCGAGCAGGUGUGGGAAGGCCGGGGAAGGUGUGGGAGGGCCGGGGCCCGGCCGGUGCCUGUAUGAGGGAGGCUACUUAAGGGUGUGUGAGGGGCUGGGCGGGUUAGUGAGGGCCGGGACGCGGUAUCGGCCGGAUAGGUGGCGAGUGGCGUGCUGACUUCCUCUCUUGCCUCCUCCCCACGUGGCACUCGCUCCAGCGGGCCUGACGGGUGCUUCGCGACGCGCAAAGAGAUACCAUUAGGAAACAGUGUAGUGAGACGGUCCUUAGACACACACCGUGUGACCCGAACAACCGCGACCAGCACGAAGUACUGACUUCAAACGGUCUCGCGUGCUCCGUGUGACUUUGUUGCACCAAAUUGCGGUGGUCACGAACCCUUUGAAACCAAGCUCCCGCGAUCUGCUCUUCCUGCAUCUGCGUCUGAGUUAAUGAGAAGGCUGCGGUGCCUGUCGUGGCCCUGCUAAGUGCUGCCGCCGGGAGUGUGUCGAGGUGCUGAGCGAGGCCGGUUGGCCAGUCGCGAAGGACAGCUGCCUGGACUUUGGAUAUUGACAGGAGCCAUUAACUUGCCCGAGGACGAGGCCGAGCAAUGGACUGGAGCAAGAUGAGGAUAGCAGGGAGUCCGGCCUUCACGCACUCCACUUCCUCCUCUUCAAGCAGAGCGAGGAGAGCAGGAAACAGGAGUUGCAGCGUGCUCGUGGUGCUUCUGGCGAUAUUUGGCUUCCUUAUCGAUGGCGCAGGUGGCCUCGGGGUCAGCUGGGACUGGCACAAGUGGUGGACCUACGACGGCAUCUCAGGUCCUCAGUUCUGGGGACUAAUUAACCCCGAGUGGUCGCUCUGCACCAACGGCCGGCGGCAGAGUCCCGUCAACCUGGACCCCGCCACGCUGCUCUACGACCCCAACCUCCGCCAGCUGCACGUCGACAAGCACCGGGUAAGCGGGGUCAUCAACAACACGGGCCACAGCGUCGUUCUGACCCUGGGCGGCACGAGUCGCCAUCACCCCCCCAUCAACAUCACCGGUGGGCCACUCUCCUACAGGUACCAGGUGAGCCACGUGCAGCUCCACUUCGGCGCCGUGGAUCACGUUGGCUCCGAACACACCAUCAACGGCACCGCCUUCCCCGCCGAGCUACAAGUCUACGGAUUCAACACGCAGCUCUUCAGUAACUUCUCGGAGGCCGUCAACAAGGCGCACGGCGUGGUGGCCAUCUCCGUGCUCCUUCAGGUCGGUCUCCAGGGCCACCCGGGGUUAAGGCCGCUGACAGACGCCGUUCAGAGGGUGCAGUGGGCGGGGACAUCGUCUGAGGUGAACCAUGUGGGCGUGCGGGCGCUGCUGCCUGACUCCCACCACUACAUCACCUACGACGGGUCCCUCACGCAGCCGCCAUGCCACGAGACGGUCACCUGGAUCCUCGUGAACAAGCCGGUCUACAUCACUAAGCAGCAGCUUCACGGUCUGAGGCAGGUGCAGCAGGGGAGCAAGGAGGUGCCGAAGGGCCGCAUGGUUAACAAUUACCGGCCCGCCCAGGAGAUGUACCACCGGCCGCUGCGGACCAACAUUGACUUCACCAACAGCCGCCAGCUCCACUGUCCCUCCAUGGCGCCCCAGAUGUACUACACAGGUGAGUCAGCCAACAAGUGGAGGUAAUGGAGAAACCGUCCCUCUCCUACCCUCCCUCUUCUCCCCUGCUGCUCCCCCCGCCCCCAACACACCCACCCCCGUCGCCCCCCAAAACGCUGGUACUAAGGGGGUUGGGGUGAGGGUGGGGGUGGCCGAAACACGUGAUGCUCUCGAAACUACAACCAACUACCCCCUUAGUCACUCCCUUAGGCGAUAAUGACACUGGAGCAUGGCAGGGGAAGCGCGUCUUUAAGCGGCUGGAAGGACAUGGAAAGACGAAGACGAAGAAGAAGACGAAGGUGUGGAGUCUCAUGCUCAUUACCACGUAAGAAUUAACUUUUAAGAGAGAGAAAGAGAGACAAAGUGGAACUGUGAAAGGAAAUUAUAGUUUUGUGCUGAAAGAAAAUGUGUGAGUAAAAACUGUUGUGAUGGAAUUGGCUUUGGAGUGAAAAACAAUUACGAAAACGAAUCAAUAGUCCGAGGAAAAGAACGCAGAGAUCCGCUUUUUUAAUGUGUGGCUAAAAACUGAUGGGACGGUAUUAGGUUUGGAGUGAAAAAAAACUAUGAAAACGAAUUAAUAGUCUGAGGAAACGAAUGCAGAAAACCAAUUUCCUAGAUAAGACAAAGGGGGAGAAAAAGGUGAAACUGAGCUAAAGUGAUAAUGAGUGACGUUUCAAGUGACGCUCCGAAGUGACGAAUACGCAGUGACGUCAGUGAGUGAGUGAGGGACGUCUACUUAUAGUGUGAGAUAGUGCACUCAUCUGACGAUUUGGAGGACAUCGCGACCCCAGUGUAGCCAGAACCAGGGACUCCCAUAAAGCGCUUCUCUUAGCAGCACCAGAACGCAACGCCCUUGUCCUCAGUGUUACCAGAACCACGCAUAUAUACUUUACUCAGUGUUGCCAGGACCAGGGUCGUCUCCGUCUGGCCCUUCUCAGUGUUACGAGGACCUGUAACGCACCACAUAUCAGUGUUACUCUUAGAUAAGGCUUCAAAACAGUGUUACAAGUGCCGGAGUUCGUAAGGUUACCGGAUUCGAGGCUCAGACCAAAGACCCAAGUGCCAGUGUUGCCAAAGUGGAGGGAUGUGAACAGUGAUGCCAAUGCUGGGACUCAACUCCGCAACACCAUGACAUCACCACCACCACCACCACCACCACCACCACCGUGACACCGACCUCUCUACCACUCACCACUACUAUAACCACCACUACCACCACCACCACCACCAUUAAAAUAAAAAGAAAAUAAAAACGCAAUCCACUGCCGUAAUCCUAAAAAAACACAAGCAAUACCGCAACAAAGCAAUUACCAUCACCAUAGAACAACAACAACAACAACAACAACAACAACAACAAUAAUAAUAACAACAAGGCCUACUUUCACCUUUGACACAUGAGCCACCAUCACCACCACUACCACCACCACCACCCUAACACAACCCUCCCCGACACUCCCCACCACAACACCACAUCACAGCACCACCACGACCUUCGCCGCCGCCGCCACCUCUCGGGAUAAUCACAGGAGCGCCUCAGAAAACCCUCGCAGAAAAUAAACGAGUCUCGUCAGUCACUCCAGAAAUGCAACGAAGAACAGAGGAUUUGCGAAUGACUUUAGGAGGAGGAGGAGGAGGAGGAGGAGGAGGAGGAGGAGGGACAGAGGAGGUGAAGAAAUGAAACAAGGAGGUAUAGAAGGAGAAGAUGAGAAGGAAGAAGAUGAGUAGGCGGACGAGGACGAGGAGGUGGAAGAGGGGGUAAAAAGAGGAAGAGGAGGAGGAGGAGGAGGAGGAGGAGCAGAUGAGCUGAGGCAAAGAAAUAAGAGAGUAUAGAAGAAGAAAAAAGAAGAAGGAAGAAGAUGAGUAGGCGGAGGACGAGGACGGGUAAGUGCAGGAGAGGGGAAAUAAGUGAAGAAGGAAGAGAAGGAGGAGGAAGAGAUGGAGGAAUUGGAGGAGGAGGAAAAAGAAGAGAAGAGAAGCGCCCAACUAUAUUUUACAUGUGACUCUGCGUUGCUGUCACCCAAUUUUCUUCUCCCGGAAAAAAAUGGUGCGCUCAUACGUGUCUUCUUUCUUCUUUUUUUUAUUUUAUCCCAAGGUGAAACUUUAAGGAAUGGUUUAGGAGGAACACACACACACACACACACACACACACACACACACACACACACACACACACACACACACACACACACACACACACACACACACACACACACACACACACACACACACACACACACACGAGCUUAUUUGCACACCGUCGAGAGAGAGAGAGAGAGAGAGAGAGAGAGAGAGAGAGAGAGAGAGAGAGAGAGAGAGAGAGAGAGAGAGAGAGAGAGAGAGAGAGAGAGAGAGAGAGAGAGAGAGAGAGAGAGAGAAUAAUUCUGACAGUGUUUUCUUUACCUGAGGAAAAGAAAACAAGGCUGCGUUGUAAUGAGACGGGAAUUACAUUAGACUUAUCCGAUUGUCUCUCUCUCUCUCUCUCUCUCUCUCUCUCUCUCUCUCUCUCUCUCUUUUACUCUCUCUCUCUUUUACUCUCCCCCUCACCCUCGCUCUCUCACUCUAAGCCACUCGCCCGCCUUCCUCGCUACUCACCUUCCACCUGUCAACUGAGAGGAAAAUACUCAAAGGGUGAAAUAUUGAGGAACCAGACCCAAUUCUGACGCCUGGGGGGAAGCGAGGCGUGAAUGCAUGGCGGAAGAGGAAAAGGAGGAGGAGGAGGAGGAGGAGGAAGAGGCAGCAUAGAAGGACGAUCAGGAGGAGGACGAGUAGAAUGAGAAGUUGCAUCAGUCUGUUAUUUGCUUGCUCUGUUUGCGUUCUUGUUUAUACAGCUCCGUGCUCUGUCCCCUUACCGUCACUUUCCUCCCUUGCGCUGUCCCUUUCCCCUCCUUUCCCCCCUCCCCUUACUCUGUCCACCUCACUGCUCUCUCUCCCUCCCUCCCUUCCUUCAAUCCGCUCCCCUAACACCCUGAAGGUUCCCGCCCCUGAUGACCCAGUGAGCUGAGCGGACCUGAAAGCGGUGAUCAUUCGAGCUUGAGUUAAAAAUCCGAACAAAUAGAACGAUAUAAAAUGUACACUUUGGUCCUGAAGCAGAGGAGAGAGAGAGAGAGAGAGAGAGAGAGAG
Eriocheir sinensis (Chinese mitten crab) is the source of this 4752-nucleotide messenger RNA. RefSeq names its product carbonic anhydrase-related protein 10-like. Bases 597 to 1658 code for a protein of 353 amino acids. The transcript is spliced from 9 exons. Gene Ontology annotation, molecular function: carbonate dehydratase activity; zinc ion binding. NCBI's taxonomy places the organism in Eukaryota, Metazoa, Arthropoda, Malacostraca, Decapoda, Varunidae. The record is from RefSeq and is a predicted model, not a curated record.